Molecule: messenger RNA, 2259 nt
Organism: Acinonyx jubatus (cheetah)
Lineage: Eukaryota; Metazoa; Chordata; Mammalia; Carnivora; Felidae
Gene: STING1
Product: stimulator of interferon response cGAMP interactor 1
Exons: 6
Coding region: 191-1333 (380 amino acids)
Biological process (GO): innate immune response; reticulophagy; positive regulation of macroautophagy
Cellular component (GO): endoplasmic reticulum membrane; autophagosome
Molecular function (GO): cyclic-di-GMP binding; 2',3'-cyclic GMP-AMP binding
Source: RefSeq, a predicted model, not a curated record
GUGUCGGUCUGGUCGCAUGGAGUCCUGCCUGGGUGUUGGUAGAGGGUGUUUGAUCAUGAGGGCUCGAGGUGGUCAGGGUUGUGGCCACGGGGGACUGUAACGGGUUUGUGCACACCUUCGGUUCGGGGGUAGCAAAGGGCAAUGGAACAAGGGCCUUUGCAAGCUUGCCUCCCCAUGUCAAGACUGGGGCAUGGCUUAUUGGGGCCCUUCCUCCUUCCCUGGGGAGCCGGAAAUACCCUCCUCCCCUAAGCUGUGGUCUGGCAAGACGCCAGGGCUGGAGCGCUGUGGAAAAAGUUAUGAUUGGUUUUUAAUGUUUCGUUUUCAGGCUGUACCCAGAAAGGCUGGCCUUUAUCGCUGGGAGCCAUUUCACAGGGCUUUCUUUCCCUGUCAUCUUCCAGAAACAGCCCGGGGUUUCGGAGGUAGAAGGUACCAGGGCAGCUACUGGAGAGCUACGAAGGCUUGCCUGGGCAGCCCCGUUCGCAGUGGGGCCCUGCUGCUGCUGUCCUGUUAUUUCUACAGCACCCUCCCCAGCACAGACCUGCCCUUCACUUGGAUGCUUGCCCUCUUGGGCCUCUCACAGGCAUUGAACAUCCUCCUGGACCUCCAGGGCCUAGCCCCAGCUGAGGUCUCUGCAGUCUGUGAAAAAAAGAAUUUCAACGUGGCCCAUGGGCUGGCAUGGUCAUAUUACAUUGGGUACCUGCGGCUGAUCCUGCCAGGGCUCCCGGCCCGGGUACUCACAUGCAAUCAGCUGCACAACAACAUACUACGGGGCACAGGGAGCCAUCGGCUGCACAUCCUUUUCCCACUGGACUGUGGAGUGCCUGAUGACAUGAGUGUGGCCGACCCCAACAUUCGCUUCCUGUAUGAGCUGCCCCAGCAAAGCGCUGACCGCGCUGGCAUCAAGGGCCGGGUUUACACCAACAGCGUCUAUGCGCUUCUGGAAAACGGGCAACAGGCAGGCAUCUGUGUUCUGGAGUAUGCCACCCCCUUGCAGACCCUUUUUGCCAUGUCACAGGAUGGCCGAGCUGGCUUUAGCCGGGAGGAUCGGCUUGAGCAGGCCAAACUCUUCUGCCGAAUACUUGAAGACAUCCUGGCAGACACCCCUGAGUGUCAGAACAACUGCCGCCUCAUUGUCUACCAGGAACCCGAAGAGGGAAGCAACUUCUCCCUGUCACAGGAGAUUCUCCGGCACCUUCGGCAAGAGGAAAGGGAGGUCACUGUGGGCAGUGUGGGGACCUCAAUGGUACGCAAUCCCUCUGUGCUGUCCCAAGAGCCCAAUCUCCUCAUCAGUGGCAUGGAACAGCCUCUCCCACUCCGUACAGAUGUCUUCUGAAGCCCAGGGUUACCUGGUCUGCACUCCCAACGCUCCCCAAGAUUCUGGAUUCCCAAGACUCCGGAUUGAGGAGCUUUCUUCAGCAGCUGAAUGGCCAGAAGAACCAUGUCUUCCCACAAGGACCCUCUCAGAGAUGGUCCCUGAACUUAACAUCUCAAGAUGAAUCCUAUGACCUUGGGCAAGUUAUUUUGCCUCUCUGCACCUCAGUGUGCUCAUCUAUGAAAUAGGAUUAUAAUCAUUGCCCUACCUACUUCACAGGGUUGUUGUGAGGACUAUGACUGUCUGGAACUUUUUUGUAAACUCUAAAUGCCAGGUAAACUUAAGGGACACAUCAGGUGUCUUCCACUGGACCUUCUAGACUGUCUCUCUAUCCCUCUCUGCCUCCUCUUCCCUGGGAUGGCAUCACCAGGGUCCCUUGCUCUCUGGAUUCUGUUCAUGCUCAAUCCAUGAGGAGCCCCACUAGGAGAACAGAGGGAAGGAGGAGGGUGAUAUAGGGGUAGUUACUCCCCCAGAUCCCUCCCUGCAGUAUCAAGAUCACUAUGGGCUCUCUGCAUCUUUGACCUAAAGUCACGGCUCUGCCAUGCUCUCAGUAGCCCUGUCUAUCCCCAGGUUCCAUUACCUGCCCCUUCCCCAUGCUGCUCAGGCCUACCAGGUCCUGGUAAUGUCCACUUGUGGCUUCCCUAUACCUGCCCUUUCUAAACAGCUCCCCUUUGGGGCACCUGGAUGGCUUAGUCAGUUGAGCGUCCGACUUUGGCUCAGGUCAUGAUCUCACGGCUCGUAAGUUUGAGCCCCAUGUCUGGCUCUGUGCUAACAGCUCAGAGCCUGGAGCCUGCUUCAGAUUCUGUAUCCCUCUCUCACUCUGCCUGUCCCCUGCUCAUGCUCUGUCUCUCAUGCUCAAGAAAAAAUAAACAUUAAAAAAAAUAAAA